UGUGCCAAUUUGUAUAACAAUUCCAGUAUUCCUCCUCCAUUCUCUCUCUCUCUCUCUCUCUCUCUCCUAUCUGUGGUUGGAGAACGAAAGAAAAGUCCUUCAUUUUCUCUCUACCCAAAGCUGCGUAACCCUCAAUUUCUUUUCCAUUUCUAACAAAAUUCAGAAUUCUUUGCUUUUCCGGCAAUUGAUCCGAAAUGGUUUCCCCGGAAAACACCAAUUGGCUCUUCGACUAUGGAUUGGUCGAGGAUAUCACUCUUCCUGAUGGGAAUUUCUCGGCUCCAGCUUCUGGGUUCAGCUGGCCUAUGCAGCCCUUGAAUGGUUCAUCCAAUUUUAGCGUGGAAAUUGAUGGCUCUUUUGGUGAUUCGGAUGGCCUGAAGGAAACUGGUCCAAAAAAGCGGACAAGAUCUGAAUCAUGCAGUGCAUCAAGUUCUAAAGCUUGCAGGGAGAAGUUGCGAAGGGAUAGGCUAAAUGACAAGUUUCUGGAAUUGGGGUCUCUCCUUGAGCCUGGAAGGCCUCCCAAAACAGACAAGGCUGCUAUUUUGGUUGAUGCUGUUCGAAUGGUGACUCAGUUGCGGGGUGAGACUCAGAAGUUGAAGGAUUCGAAUAUGAAUCUCCAUGAGAAGAUUAAAGAGCUUAAGGCUGAGAAGAAUGAGCUCCGGGAUGAAAAGCAGAGGCUAAAGGCUGAGAAAGAGAAGCUGGAGCAAGAACUAAAAACCAUGAAUGCCCAACCUGGCUUCCUACCCCCUCCUGCCAUUCCUGCUGCAUUUGCUGCUCAAGGCCAAGCUGGAGGCAACAAGUUGGUGCCUAUUAUUAGUUACCCUGGAGUUGCCAUGUGGCAAUUCAUGCCACCUGCGGCUGUUGAUACCUCACAGGAUCAUGUGCUUCGCCCACCAGUCGCCUAAGUUGGCAGCCAAAGCCUAAUUGGGUCUGCAUUGUGGUCCAAUUGUUCAUUUAUUUUGUCACUGCUCUGACUGUAUUAGUUUUUGCUCGUGUAACUGGAUUUGGGAGACCUUUGCUAUCUUCAAGCUUGAAUGAGUUGAUGCUGGUGUUCACAUGUAAUGUAAAUACCUAAGCCGGCAGCUCGUGUAAGUGACCCUUUUUUUAAGGAGGAUUCAGUGACAAUUGGCAGUCACUAGACGUGGUUUCCUCAACCACGCUGGGUGGACUUGGUCACUGGCAAUAGAAGUCACUUCUUUAUGCAGUGUGGUCUCGACUUGAAUUGCUAUCUUGUUGGGAUUGAAUUUAACUAGCUGUGUGAGAGAAGUCAUUUUCCUUCAAUUGCUGAUUUGUUGAUCGCAGUACACUGUAUUUGAUUGAUAUAGAUGGCUAUUUUUACUUCACUUAUGAAGUUAAGGACUUGGCUAAGAUAUCGAAUAAAAAAAUUUGAUAAUG
This is a messenger RNA of Ilex paraguariensis (yerba mate), 1392 nucleotides long. The record is from the annotation of a GenBank genome assembly. Lineage: Eukaryota; Viridiplantae; Streptophyta; Magnoliopsida; Aquifoliales; Aquifoliaceae.